Molecule: messenger RNA, 2198 nt
Organism: Oreochromis niloticus (Nile tilapia)
Lineage: Eukaryota; Metazoa; Chordata; Actinopteri; Cichliformes; Cichlidae
Product: E3 ubiquitin-protein ligase TRIM62
Exons: 8
Coding region: 317-1609 (430 amino acids)
Molecular function (GO): protein binding
Source: RefSeq, a predicted model, not a curated record
AUUUUGGCUUUUUAUUAUGCAACAGACUGUUCAGUGCUUCUGGACGCUGGUUAAAAAAAAAAAACACAAGUUUGAGCCUAUCGACGACUGGUAUACAGCACAUUAGGUAACAACACAGCAGGGAAGGAUAAGGUGUCUGACUAUGUGCUGCAAGCUGAAGCUUGUUACCCAGAAACAUACCCACCCUGCACUUCUAGCACAACGUUACAGAAACAAACAGCAGAGAAAGCGCAGAGAACUCAGUAGGUCGGACUCGCAACUCUGCUCUGGAAUAUAUUUUUGGAAAAGGCUUGGCAUGAACUGACAGUCCUCAGAAAUGGCAGAAAGAGAGUCGUGUUCCCUCGGUAAUGGAAAGUCAACAGCCGUUUACAGUAAUCUUUUAGCCCCCUCUGAAGGCAUCCACAGCCUACUGCAAGACGGACUGAGCUUCACUCCACUGGACGCCAGCAGUGACAGCACUAUUCAACCUUUUUCUCGUUCACCCAAACUACAGCGUAAGGCUUCCAAAGCCGCACAACCCUCUCAGGAGCAGUUAUCCAGACGUAUCCAGGAGCUGCAGGCUGAGACAUCCAAGACUGAGGCGCGCAUCCAGUCUCUGAAGAAACGCAAGGCCGAUCUCUCUAGGACCACAGAGGUCAUGAAGCAGCAGGUUCGAGAGCACUUUGAGAACAUGCAGUGCAUUUUGAAGCAGGAUGAACAGGUGAUCCUGGACUCUCUGGAGCUGGACCUGAGGCAUACAAGGACCAAGCUGGACCAGGUUCUAAAGAAGUGGGAUAGCUACCUCGACCAGGUCACCAAGAGCAUCAGCAGCAUACAAAGAACGCUGAGUAAAAGCACCACAGUGAAGGAAGGCGAGCAGGGUCACUCUGAGACUGUAAGCCUUAAGAAGCCAGACACUUCUGAGAAAGAAAUCAGGCUGAAUGAAGAGAGAUUUGAGAAGCUUCUGAAAACACUCUCCUCCAUCUCCAAAAACCUUAAGGCCAGGCUGCAGAGGAAGUCUCUACUUUUAGAUUCUUUCCCCAUAAUGAUCGACAGGCAGACUUGCCAUAAUCUGAUCAGAGUGACAUCAGAGGGGCGGGGCAUGUCCUUCUCUUGCUCUGCUUGCCCAGCUCCAGAACAUCCCCUUCAGUUUGAUAAGGUAUGCUGUGCUCUGGGGUCCUCUCCCAUCACAGCAGGUCAGAGUUACUGGGAAGUUGAUGUCCGCUGCUGCUCAGCCUGGGCUGUGGGUGUAGCCUAUGACACCCUUGAGAGAAAGGGCAAUGACAAGGGUGCCAAGUUGGGCCGAAACAGGAACUCCUGGUGCGUGGAGUUCCAGAACCACAAUCUGACCGCAUGGCACAACGACCGCCACAUAUCAUGUCGAGGAGUGGGGCAGACUCCAAUAAGAAAGGUGGGAGUGUGGGUGAAUUAUGACAAAGGCCAGCUGAUAUUUUAUGAUGCAAAAAACAUGGUUGUCCUGCAAAAGUUCUCAGCAGCCAUGACACCGGUGUUCGACAGAGCUCAUCACCAGUUCACGCAACCCCUGUACCCUGCCAUAUGCUUCCUGAGACCUCCGGACAAGCAGGUCUGGCCAAACCACUUGGAGUUUUGUUCCCAGAAGUUUCUGUGAUACCAUUAUCAUAUUCUACAUAAAGUUGUGCUUAGAAGUUUACAUAUGCUCAUCAUUGUGAUGAAUGCUAUAUCUUUGAACUACGUAAAACGAUUGUACAGCAUCCAAGCUUUAAUGACUAAAGGCUCAAAUAUAUACAUACACUCACUUAAGUCUUUUAAUGGAUGGCGCUGAAUUUUUUUUAACUUGACAGGGCCUUUAAAUAUUUUGAUCAAUUGACUACAACUGGUAGUUUCUCUUUGCCAGCAUAAAAAAGGAUUUGCUUGACAGCACUCAUGAGACCAAAACUUAGAACAAUGGAAACUCCAAGGAACUAUAGGAUUAUAGAUUAUUUAUAGGAUUAUAAAUUUACACAAAUUCAGAUUAUUUAUAGGAUUAUAGAUUUACACAAGUUCAGAAAGUCUCAUGAAAUCAUCCCUAAAUGUGAUUCCAAGGUCAUCGGCUCAAACAACUAUACGCAAGUACAUAUUUGUGCCUGUAUGUAUGCUUUUGACCUUUGAAGCCUGAACCAUGAAAUAAUUGCUAAUUUUUUGAAAAGAUAUUUGGAAUGUUUAUUUAAUCUUCUGGUAAUAAAAAAAUGAAAUAUUUA